This is a messenger RNA of Trichosporon asahii var. asahii CBS 2479, 2232 nucleotides long. RefSeq lists its product as uncharacterized. Gene Ontology annotation, molecular function: microtubule binding; ATP binding; microtubule motor activity. The coding region runs from base 1 to 2232 and encodes 743 amino acids. Lineage: Eukaryota; Fungi; Basidiomycota; Tremellomycetes; Trichosporonales; Trichosporonaceae. The transcript is spliced from 4 exons. Gene Ontology annotation, biological process: microtubule-based movement. The record is from RefSeq and is a predicted model, not a curated record.
AUGAGCGCGCAAUAUCGAGACCCGGCCACACCAGCCAAGGUCAUCACCCGCCCCAGGACCAUGUUCACGCCGCGCACGACUGUGCCGCGGCCAGCGCUUGCUAACCACAACGACAACGUCCCCCCGCCCGACUCGCCUAGUAGGCUGUCACCCGCGCCGGGCUCGCAUCCCAAGCUCAAGAUCAAGUCCGCAACGACGCCCGAGGCGCGCCAACGCAUGCUCGUCAAGCCCAAGGCGACGCCGCUGGCCAAGUCUAAGUUCAACAACGUGCAAGAAGAGGACGAUGUUUGGGGAGCUGGCACGAAUGUCGUUGCCGUGCUCGACUCGAUGGAGCCCGCUCCCAAGCUCGACGAGAAGGAGACCGUCCUCGUCACGGUUCGUGCGGCUGAGCUCAAGAGCGGCGAUGCUUCGUCCGUCUGGUCGACGCCCGACUACGACAACCGCAUGAUCAAGUGUCUCAAACCGCGUGAUCACCAGCAGACCCAGUGGUCCUUUGCCGCCAUGGAUGGCUACAACGCCGUCAUCUUCGCCUACGGCCAGACUGCGUCUGGUAAGACGUUCACGUUGACGGGUGCGCCGAGCAACCCGGGUAUCAUCCCGCUCGCGAUCGCAGACAUGUUUGCGCAGAUCCGCUCGACCCCUGACCGCGAGUACCUUCUUCGUGCAUCGUACAUCGAGCUGUACAACGAGUGCAUCAUCGACCUGCUCUCGCCUACGGGAACGAAGGAGCUCACGCUGAGCGAGGGCAAGAAGAAGGGCGAGGUCGUGAUCAACGGACUGACGGAGCUCGGUGUGCGAUCCGAGGAAGACGUGCGGGAGCUUCUGCGCCGUGGUGAGGAAAAGCGCAAGGUCGGAACGACGGAUUGGAACGCUCGCUCAUCGCGCUCCCACUGUGUGUUGCGCCUCGUGAUUGAGUCGCGCGUGCGCUCUGAUAACGCAUACACGCCCGGCCGCGACAAGGCAACACGCAUCAGCACGCUGUCCAUUAUCGACUUGGCUGGUUCCGAGAAGCACACGAGCUCCAAGGAGCGCAACGCCGAGGGCAAGCACAUCAACCAGUCGCUACUCACGCUCAAGAUCGUCAUCUCAAAGUUGGCCGACAUGGCCCAGAAGCGCACGGUCAUGCAUGUCAACUACCGUGACAGCAAAUUGACGCGACUGCUGCAGCCGUCUCUUUCGGGCGACGCCCUUAUCUCGGUUAUCUGCACGAUCUCCCCGGCUUACAUCAACGUGGGCGAGUCGAGCUCGACACUCGGCUUCGCGCAGGGGCUGAAGCGCGUCGUGCUUUCCGCGAAGCGCAAGGACGUGCACGACCCUGAGGCAUUGAUCCAGCAGUACCAGAACGAGAUUGCCGAGCUUCGCGCGCUGCUGCGGCAGAAGGACUCGCAGCCGUCGUCGCUAUCGAGCAAGAGCGACCGCGCUCGCGAUGCCGAGAUGGAGAGCCGUCUGACGGAGCUGAAGAGUCUCAUCCUGAACUCGUCUACGGUCGACGAGGCCGGCUCGCAGCCGCACGUCAUGCGACCUCUUUCACCCACGAAGGUGCGAUACCAGGAGCUGAACUACGACAAGACCUCCUCCAAGCUGCAGGAGGAGCUGCACCUCGCCGAGCUGCGGAACAGCGAGCUCGAGGACGAGGUCGCGCAGCUCAAGGCUGAGCUGGACAUCCGGCCGAAGGACCCAGACGAGCGCGUCGUCGCGCUGCAGCAGGAGGUGAACCAGCUGCGCAUGAUCGCGUCCGACUACGAGCGGCACCUGCGCGAGCCGGACCGCAAGGUGCGGGAGGACGUCGAGAAGGAGUGGAAGGGGCGGUACAACCAGCUCGAGAACCGGCUCGCGUCCAAGACGACGUGGGCCGAGCGCCUGGACGAGAACUUACGCCGCACGUUUGCGGAGAAGGCCGCGCUCGAGCUGCGCUGCAAGGAGGCCGAGGCCAAGGUGCUCGCCGUAUUCGAGUGGGUCACGAAUGCGCUCGACGGAGAAAACGGCGACGAUUACUCUGACGACGACGACGAGAGCGACCAGGACACAGUCGGCGACUUUGGAGCCGGCGCGCAGAUGAAUGGCGCCAACGGCAUGUCGAGGCGGAGACGGGGUAGGAACUCGAGCCGCGACUGGCAGUCCGAGUUCCAGAGCUUUGUUGGCAGUCUUGGCGCUCGCCCGCCGAGGAAUAAACUCCUCAGGGACGAGACCGUCCCCGCCCUCGCUAGCGUCGAGGACGACGACAUGUUCUAA